CAGUAUCACGAUCUGCAAACAAACAACUGCACGCAAAAUGGCACCAACGUCUUCUGCAAGUAAACUCUAAUUGUUGCUGAAUGCUGAUAGAUGAAUCUGAUCACACAAUAACAAUGAAUGAUCAGUCUUCAUGAACUAAUGCAAUCAAUUCAUCAGAAGCCUUGAAGUUGUACUGGCUACUAAUGGAUGAUACAACCGCCCUGAGUUACUGGUUAAAUUGGCGGUUCUUCCUUUGCGCAUUAUGGGUCCUAAUUGCUGUUAUAGCAGCUGCAAUUGUUAUAGCAAAAUAUGAAGUAGUCAACAAAAAGAGAAGAAAGCAACAAGAUGAUGAGCUGGACGUUGAACCCGUUGGGAUUUUGUAUGAUGAUGAAACUUGGAGGACCUCUAUAAAAUGGUUGCACCCUGUAUGGCUGCUUGCUUACAGAUUAAUCGCCUUUAGUGUGCUACUGGCAAUUCUAUCCAUUAAUCUGGCAAUUAGUGGACCUGGGGUGCUUUUCUACUACACUCAGUGGACAUUUGUUUUGGUCACUUUCUAUUUUGGGCUUGCAUCUUCACUCUCCAUUUAUGGGUGUUACCAAUACUGGAAAAAAGUUGGUGUCAGUAACAUCAAUAUUGUGGAUUUAGAUGCAGAACGAGCCACAUCAACUGCUCCUUUAAUAGAAGAGAGUUCGAUUUCUCAGCAUAUGCCCAUGAAACCUAGUAACCUUGGAGAAAUUCAUGUGCGCAAGGCAGCUGGCAUAUGGGGUUAUUCAUGUCAAAUAAUCUUCCAGAUAUGCGCAGGUGCUGUGGGGCUCACCGAUAGUGUCUUUUGGUUCAUAAUCUAUCCAUUUCUUACUCCAGCAACUUACAAACUAAAUUAUUUAAACGUUAGCUUGCAUUCACUCAACAUUGUUUUCCUCCUCAUUGAUGUGAUUCUGAAUCGCUUAAGAUUUCCACUCUUUCGUUUAGCAUACUUUGUUCUAUGGACAUGCAUAUUUGUCAUCUUCCAAUGGAUUCUCCAUGCUUGUGUAUCAUUGCGGUGGCCAUAUAUCUUCCUUGACUUGUCAUCUCCAUAUGCUCCCAUUUGGUAUCUGGGAGUAGGAUUAAUUCUCCUCCCUGCAUAUGGCAUCUUUGCACUCAUUGUUAAGUGUAAGCAACUGCUUCUGUCAACAUUUUCCGAAAAUCUUGGAGCAUGAGACCCUGUUCGCGUUGAAAUAGGCCGUUCCAAAAUAUGUUGGGCUGAAACGAUUGAUAGGAAAUUCAAAACAUGUAACAAAUCUCAUCUUUUUUAUCUUUUCUGUUAUAUUCUGCAGUUUUUAUAUAGUUGUUAAUGACAAGUAAACUGCAAGCAAGAUGGCCACUUGUAUUUGGCCAUUGAUGCAUCACUUACAUUGCAUAAUGUUUUUAAAUGAUUAAAAAUCUGUCGGUCACGUGUUUGGUUGGUAUAACGAAGUUUGGUA
This is a messenger RNA of Helianthus annuus (common sunflower), 1439 nucleotides long. RefSeq lists its product as uncharacterized. The record is from RefSeq and is a predicted model, not a curated record. The coding region runs from base 183 to 1175 and encodes 330 amino acids. Gene Ontology annotation, cellular component: membrane. Lineage: Eukaryota; Viridiplantae; Streptophyta; Magnoliopsida; Asterales; Asteraceae. The transcript has 10 exons.